This is a messenger RNA of Linum trigynum, 1864 nucleotides long. Lineage: Eukaryota; Viridiplantae; Streptophyta; Magnoliopsida; Malpighiales; Linaceae. The record is from the annotation of a GenBank genome assembly.
CACAGUUUUCUCCUCGAUUUCCGCGUACUCACCGAACUGCUUGCUAUCCGUUCCAUCCUCAUUCCCUCUCCCGCCUUCCUCCCGCUCUGAUCACUUCAUUUCCCCCUUCCUUCCAAUCGAACGCCGGUUUCCGUCUAUCUCGGGAGAAACCAGAAAAGAAGAAUUACGAGCUACAAAACAUGAGAGAAAUCCUCCACAUCCAGGGCGGGCAGUGCGGCAACCAGAUCGGCGCCAAGUUCUGGGAGGUGAUCUGCGACGAGCACGGCAUCGACCACACCGGCAAGUACAGCGGAGACUCCGAGCUCCAGCUCGAGCGCGUCAAUGUCUAUUACAACGAGGCCAGCGGCGGCCGGUACGUUCCCCGUGCCGUCCUCAUGGAUCUGGAGCCCGGCACCAUGGACUCCGUCAGAUCUGGCCCUUUCGGCCAGAUUUUCAGGCCCGAUAACUUCGUCUUCGGCCAGUCCGGCGCCGGAAACAACUGGGCCAAAGGCCAUUACACAGAGGGCGCCGAGCUCAUCGACUCUGUUCUUGAUGUCGUCAGGAAGGAGGCCGAGAAUUGCGAUUGCCUCCAAGGAUUUCAAGUGUGUCAUUCAUUGGGUGGAGGCACUGGUUCUGGAAUGGGAACGCUGCUCAUCUCCAAGAUCAGGGAAGAAUACCCUGAUCGGAUGAUGUUGACCUUCUCCGUCUUCCCAUCUCCUAAGGUAUCCGAUACAGUCGUUGAGCCAUACAAUGCGACGCUCUCCGUUCAUCAGCUAGUGGAAAACGCCGACGAGUGUAUGGUUCUGGACAAUGAGGCCCUUUAUGACAUCUGUUUCCGCACCCUCAAGCUUGCUACCCCAACUUUCGGCGAUCUGAACCACCUAAUUUCUGCCACAAUGAGUGGUGUCACAUGCUGCCUUCGGUUCCCGGGGCAGCUGAACUCCGACCUCAGGAAACUAGCCGUGAACCUCAUCCCAUUCCCUCGCCUCCAUUUCUUCAUGGUUGGGUUCGCACCCUUGACUUCCAGAGGGUCGCAGCAGUACCGUGCCUUGACCGUCCCGGAGCUGACUCAGCAGAUGUGGGAUGCCAAGAACAUGAUGUGCGCAGCCGACCCGCGUCAUGGCCGUUACCUCACUGCUUCGGCGAUGUUCCGCGGCAAGAUGAGCACCAAAGAAGUUGACGAGCAGAUGAUCAAUGUCCAGAACAAGAACUCUUCCUACUUCGUGGAGUGGAUUCCGAACAACGUGAAGUCUAGCGUCUGUGACAUCCCGCCCAAGGGGCUGAAGAUGGCUUCCACGUUCAUCGGGAACUCGACCUCGAUUCAGGAGAUGUUCAGGCGCGUGAGCGAGCAGUUCACGGCCAUGUUCAGGCGCAAGGCUUUCUUGCAUUGGUACACCGGCGAGGGGAUGGACGAGAUGGAGUUCACUGAGGCAGAGAGCAACAUGAACGAUCUGGUGGCCGAGUACCAGCAGUACCAGGACGCCACGGCGGAUGAUGAGGAGUACGAGGACGAGGAAGAGGAUGCGGCAUGAAUAUAAAAGCUUGUGUGUUUUUCAGUAUGGUGAUUCUGGAUAGUUCUCCGAUCGUUGGCUCUCUGUUGAGUUGAGUGAGUGAUGAUUGUCCCUUUUUGUUGGUGAUAAGGGUCUGGUUUGGGUUGACGUGAUGUGUUAAUUUGUAUGUAUAUGUAUGUAUCGCAUGGUGAUUGUUUAUCCUUUCUGUAAUAGUUUGAUGGAUUAUGCAUGUACUUAAUAUAUAGAAAUAUAUGGGAUGAAUAUCUAUGAAUGAAUAUAAUCGCUGAUUAGAGGUGAUGAUGAAUAAGGUAUAAGGAUGAUGAUGUUGAGUAGUUGUUAGUGUUGUGUUGACCCAAUAAAAAUUGUUCGUUCUU